AGCUCCUUCCCAUUACACAAACAACCCCACGAUCGCGCCAGUAACUAACACGCAAGCAUCGUCACCUCACUACCUUAGACUUGGUUUAGGAGAUUUGUUUGAUUUAGCAUCAGCAUUUCAACCAUUUUACUUGCAUUUUCCUAGCCCCUGUUUGCCUCUGCAGAUCAAAAUCGAGCCCAGAUAAGUAACUGUCCUAUCUAUACUCAAUUUCACGCAGAGUGACAAACAAACCUAAACAAGACAAUCACACAACAACAACAACAACACAAAUGUCUGGCUCCAAUGCUUGGCUGCGCGCUCAGCGCAAAUCAGAACUCAUCGGAAUCGCUGAGCACGUCGGCCUCAAAAACUACGAUGGUCUGAAAAAGGAUCUUGAGCUCACCCUGGACGAGCACCUCGCCGCCAACUCGGACAGGUAUUCCAGCGAUCCCAAGCUGGCGCCGUACUUUCAGUCCCGCAACCGAAGUAUCGGUUCGCCCAUCAAGAAGGAUGCCCCCGAGUUCAAAAUACCCAAGAGGAGAAUGGGUAGCAAGACUGACAGCGAGAUCAUUGCCGCAACCGCUGUCGAAGAUGAACCCUCGAUCGCGAGCACCACUUCAGCCCUAGUCCACACCCCGGCGCGCGCAUUCUCUAUCGCACAGCGCAUUCCACUUCCCGCGACCCCCGCCGAGGUCGCCGAGGCUGUGGAUCGCAGCACGGCCGUCGUCCGCCAGCAUGUCAACUCUGUCCUCGCCGAGAGCUCCAUCCCCGAGUACACCCAGGCGACGCGCCAGUCCCUGUCCACCAUCACGGCCGUCCUCCUGACGGCGCAUCUGUUUGAGCUCUACUUCCUGCGCCAGGAGCUCCUCGCCGACCGCUACGCCUUUACCAUUCCUGCCAUCAAGGCGCUCGGCACCAGGGAUUACAUCAUCAACAUGCCAGACUUGUUCCUGCUGUUGACGGCAUCGUUUUGGAAGCCUGCUUCCAUUUGGAUGCUGACGAGCUUCAUCAUCCCUAGCUUCUUUGGAUACUUCUUCAACCUGAGCGCCGCCAACUCGCACUCGCCCGGCGUUGCCACGCGUGGCCGCCCUAGGGGUGUCGCCCACGACGUUGAGUACCGCGUCGACCCGCUGACUUACAGCGUCGUCAAGGCCGUCAUCUCGUACGUUGUCUACGCCCAAGGCGCCGCACUUGGCGGCUUUGUCGACGCGAACAGCGUCGCCCGCAUCAAUUCGGCACUCUAUGGUGGCUGGAAGGGAGUCUUGGUCGGCUCGGGCAUCACCGGCCUGAUGGCCAUGUACGAUGCGGUCCUGCGCAAGUGAGCCUUUUUCUUUUUAUUAAUGCUCUCAUUGUUUCCAACUGGGCUGGAGAAUUGGCUUUUUCUUUUCUUCUUGGUAUGUUCAAAGCUGCUGCUGCUUAUGCGCAGGCUCUCGAUGGGGCUUUUGAGAGAGAAUGAUGGGGUGUUGUGUCUACAGCACGCGCAGACAUGGGCUCCUUUGGAGCCUUGGGGCGCACUGCAAGUACAAACACUGCGGCGUUUGGGCGUUGAAAAGGAAGGGAUGCAUGGUUUCCAAUUUUUUUUUAUUUUUAUGUUCUGGUUCGUUUGGCUGCAGCAGGCCUUCUUGGACUCUUGGCUCUUUCUUUCUCGUCUGAUACCUCCCAUUUUUAUCGAUCGUUUUUAAGUUGUGCUUUUUCUUCCUCUUUUUUUUUUUUUUGUUUCUUU
Pyricularia grisea is the source of this 1702-nucleotide messenger RNA. RefSeq lists its product as uncharacterized. Lineage: Eukaryota; Fungi; Ascomycota; Sordariomycetes; Magnaporthales; Pyriculariaceae. The transcript is spliced from 4 exons. The record is from RefSeq and is a predicted model, not a curated record. Gene Ontology annotation, cellular component: membrane. The coding region runs from base 270 to 1301 and encodes 343 amino acids.